Messenger RNA from Chenopodium quinoa (quinoa), 4423 nucleotides. RefSeq names its product putative disease resistance protein RGA3. The transcript has 6 exons. Bases 113 to 1606 code for a protein of 497 amino acids. Gene Ontology annotation, molecular function: ADP binding. Lineage: Eukaryota; Viridiplantae; Streptophyta; Magnoliopsida; Caryophyllales; Amaranthaceae. Gene Ontology annotation, biological process: defense response to other organism. The record is from RefSeq and is a predicted model, not a curated record.
AUCCAAUCUCGGUCUUCAUAAUCAUCACCAUAGGAGCUAUCUUCUUCAUCGGUCUCAUCCUCAUACUUAGUAAAGUAUGCAGGAGGUAAGGGAAGGGAAAAUGAGAGUAUGAAUGGAUGAAUCUAGUGCCUGGUGUUAUCGUGAAGUCUUUGACACUUGGAUAAAAAGGUUGGUGCACUUCCAGUCUUCAAUCAUGCUAAUAGCUUCUCUCUUGAUAAUGGGAAUUAUAAGUUACAAAAUUUUAUGCAACUGUAUCGUUAAGGUAUGGACUUGCUUGAAAAUGGAGAUAGGAACAGCUGUAUCUAGUGUUGAUUCUCUGAGUGCAAAACUGAAUCAUCUACUGGGCAAAGAGUUUCUAUCCUUGCAUGAAUGCAAAUCCCAGAUUGAUAGACUAUUAGCUGCUGUUUCCGAUGUGAGAGAUGUGUUCCUCCGAGUUGCUUAUGCACGGGAGCUCUCUGAAUCACAACGUUCAUUCAUCAACAAGCUCGAGGAUGCUGUCUUUGAUGCAAAUAGGGUGCUCGAUAAUGUUGUCAGUCGUGCUGAUCGGAUUCAACCUGGGAUGGUUGGAGGCGGUCUCUCAAAAAAGGUGCGUCUCCUCUACGCCCGUCUCAAUCCUCACUGCGUUGCUUACUCCAUUUCUCGUGAGGUUCGGAAACUCAGGUACAAGUUUGAUCGUAUUCUCACUAAUACUUGUGGUAUUGCUCCUAAUAAGCCGAUAAGAGAGCCUCAGAUGUGUUCAUACACGUGUGAGGACUCCUAUCACAUUGGAAGAGAGAAAGAUGAGGAGGAAGUCGUUAGUAUGCUGCUUGAUCCUUCCAAUGAUCAACGUGAUGUAUCUUUCGUUUCUAUUGUGGGUAUUGGAGGCUUGGGCAAAACUAUUCUUGCCCGACUUGUGUACAACAAUCCUAGGGUCACCGAUGUAUUUUCAUUGAAGAUGUGGAUUUGUUUCACUACUCAAGAUCAGAAACAGUUGGACAUUGAUGGGAUUCUGCAAAAGAUUCUGGCAUCAGCCACUCGCCAAAAUCACGAGGGUGCCACUCGCCAAAAUCACGAGGGUUCCACCAUGGAUCAGGUGAAAAGCCAACUUCGAGCACAGCUAGCCCGCCACAGGUACUUGCUUAUUUUAGAUUACGUAUGGAUUGAGAAUCGUGAUCAAUGGUGUGAUUUGGUAAAACACUUGGGUGGAGGUCAAAGGGGAAGUUGUGUCUUGGUGACUACACGUUCAAAACAAAAUGCAGAAAUUAUAGAGGCUGAUCAUACGCAUAUGCUGCAAAGGUUGUCAGAAGAAGAUUCAUGGCGCUUGUUAAAAACGUUAGCCUUUGGAAGUGAGAUCAACACUCCCUAUAAUUUGGUUGGGGUUCGACAAAAGAUUGUUAAUAACUGCGCUGGACUCCCUCUUGCAAUAAGCGUAGUUGCAGGUCUUUUGGGUGAUCAAGGCAAGAGUAAGCCACGAUCAGUAGAGGAAAUUGGAUCAGCCGCUAUCAAGGAGAGCAUGGAUGUCAUCAUGGCCGUGGACCAUUAUCGUCAUCUUGAAUCUCCAUUAAAGAGUUGCUUCAGUUAUUGUUACUUGUUUCCCAAGGAUUUUGAGAUAGAGAGAGAAGUUUAAAAGCCUUUGGAUGGCACAAGGCUAUAUAGUUCCACUACAUGAAGAUCAAAGUAUAGAAGAUGCAUGUGAGGAAUAUUUUUCGAUGUUAUUGAACAGAUUAAUUUUCCAAGACAUAAAAUAUGAUAGAUAUGGUCAGAUCGUGUCCUGUAAGAUCGAUGAAAUCAUGUAUGAUAUUUCUCAACAUGUCGCAGGGAAUGAAAUGUGUGUAAGAAAUACCAUUUCUGGUAGGCUUGAUAAAGAUGUGCGCCAUCUAUCAGUUAUCAAGGAGAAUUUUGAUGAAUACACUUUGGGUAAAACACAUAUUCAUUCAUAUCUUCAUUUAGAUUAUGAUGGUAUUCAAGUUUGCAAGGUGAACAAGUCAUACCUGGAGUCCUUGGUAGCAAAUUUCCUGAACCUGAAGGCAUUAGACCUGAGUGGGUUAAUUUUUGAAAGCUUGCCAGACUCGGUUUGUAGAUUGAUACAGUUACGGUAUUUAAAUAUCUCUGGGAAUACAGAGAUGAAAUUUCUCCCAAAGUCAAUUACCGAACUACAUAAUCUACAAACCUUAAUCCUAAGGCGGUGCCACACACUGAGAGAGUUGCCAGCAGAACUGAGCAGGUUGGAUAAUCUCAGGUUGUUGGAUAUCAGGUAUUGCUUCAGUUUGACUUGCAUGCCUAGGGGCAUGGGUUUGCUGACUUACCUUCACAAUCUAAGUGAUUACAUAGUGGCCGGUGAACAUUGGAAUCAGUUGUUUGAUGGAUUGGAUGACCUGAAGCCUCUUCACAACCUUAGAGAACGAUAGUGAACGGGAUGGAUUAUGCUUGGAGAAUACGGAGCAUCUCAAUGCUAUUUUGUUUGAUUUCAUCCAUGACGAGGCUGAUGGAAGCAUGGGUACUGAGGAAGGAAAAAGAUUGAUAGAAAAGCUACAACCGCAUCAUAAUUUGAAGUAUUUAGAGGUGAAGAAAUAUGUUGUCAAAUAUGUCAAAUAUGUUGUUGAAAAAGAUAGUGAACGGGAUGGAUUAUGCUUGGAGAAUACGGAGCAUCUCAAUGCUAUUUUGUUUGAUUUCAUCCAUGACGAGGCUGAUGGAAGCAUGGGUACUGAGGAAGGAAAAAGAUUGAUAGAAAAGCUACAACCGCAUCAUAAUUUGAAGUAUUUAGAGGUGAAGAAAUAUCAUGGUCUGAGAAUGCCUGGUUGGAUAACUCUUCUUUUGAAUCUUGUAGAGCUUCAUCUUACAGAUUGUAGGGAGCUUAAGUACCUGCCUUGCCUUGGAAACUUGCUUUGUUUGAAAGUUCUCAGACUUAUAAUGUUGGCUAAUUUGGAGUGUAUUGGGGAAGAUACAUCGGUUGAUUCCAGUUCCACAUUUAUGCCGCAAUUAUCAAUCGCAAAAUCAUCAUAUCUACCACCCCUUGAAACACUUGAGAUGAGCAAUCUGCCGAAAUUGAAAGGAUGGAGGAGAGGAGUGGAAGAUGAUCAUCAGUUCCUCAAGGAUGGUAGCAACCACAGCAGCAGCAAUAAGGCAGAAUUGCAAUUACUACCAUGUUUUUCUGACCUGAAAUCUUUGUUCAUAUGGAACUGUCCAGAGCUGACAUGCUUUCCGUGCUGUCCCAAGAUGGAAGACCUGACAUUACUUAAUUUUAAUAGCAGAAUGCAAAUGAUUAUAAACUGUGAAAGGGAUGUGAACUUAGAAGUGGUCAUUCCCUUUGCAUCUUCUUCGUCGUGGUCACCUCACUCUGAACAUUCGACUGCAAUUAAGAAGGUGACUAUAUCCAAUGUGUCAUGGCUAAAUUCAGUUCCUGUAGAGGCUUUUCAGUUUGUUGAAAGCCUACAAAUAUGGGGUGACAAGGAACUGGGGAGCCUGGGAGAAGCUGAAAAUGUUUUCCGUGGUUGCUCGUCUUCACUGAGAUACUUGAUAAUUAGCAAUUGCUGUAUUCUGCGGAGUAUUGUGCCUGGAGGAUUGGAGCAUCUCACUGCCUUAGAGAAGCUAGAGAUAAGGAAUUGUAAUAACCUCAGGAUAUCAGAAGAACACCAAGAGGAGGGUGUGAAGUGUAUUGGCAUCGCCAUAAGUGACAUCCUGCCUUUGCCUUCCAACCAUCAUUCCCUCCACACAUUGACAUUGCAUGGUCUCCCACAGCUGGUGAAUCUACCCAACUGGAUGCAGUUCCUGCCCGCCCUUCAAUCUCUUGAAAUUUCAUUUUGCAAUCAACUCAAGUCAAUGCCGAAUUGGAUGCCCAAUCUCCAAUCUCUCACUCAUCUUACAGUGUCCGGGUGCUCAAAAAGCCUGGAGAGAAGAUGCCAAGAUUCCCCAGGGGGGGACCGGCCUUACAUUAAACACAUCCCGAACAUUCAAUUUCAAGAUUGUUUUUACUAGGAUUUUGCUGCUCUCCCUGAAUUCAUUUACCCUGGAUACUCCAGAUGUGUCUCUCCUUGCUUUUAUUUCGAUAUGGAUGUUGCUCCAAGGUGAAAACUAAUGGAGAUAUUAGUGAGUCCCUUUUUCAAGAGCUGUAGAAAACAUGUUACCCGAUCCUGUGGGCUGGGGGUUGAUCAAGGAAGCCUCCUCCAAUGCUAAAGUCGGUGCCUUAGCAAGAGAGAAGGCGAGUAGAGCAUAGCACCAAUAUGUCAGAAUGAGCCCCCUUUGUUGUACCAGGUAUUAAACUAUUUUUAAGUGUACUGUCCAGUUGUCUUUGUGGCUUUAGCCCGAUAGUGAGGUCUAACUUUUGUGAGAAAUUAGAAAACUGCUGCACUUUAGUAGCAAGAGCUUGUCUAUUUCAUUUACUUAUUGCAAACAUUUCCUGUAAUUGUGAUUUAUCUGUUAUCUACUCAGUUUCCUCCCACUUCAA